Trypanosoma rangeli is the source of this 1356-nucleotide messenger RNA. Its product is annotated as heat shock protein. Lineage: Eukaryota; Euglenozoa; Kinetoplastea; Trypanosomatida; Trypanosomatidae. The record is from RefSeq and is a predicted model, not a curated record. The transcript has a single exon. Bases 1 to 1356 code for a protein of 451 amino acids.
AUGUUUCAGCGUACAUGUAGUGGUUCAUUGUAUACCACACUGGAAGUAAGCAGAGACGCGACGCCUCAAGAAAUCAAGAAGGCGUAUCACAAGAUGGCUUUUCGCUUUCAUCCGGACAAAACAGGCGGAACUACGACGGAGCAAUUCCAGUUGAUCAAAGAUGCGCAAAGCAUCCUUAGCGAUCCGAACCAGCGACGUGUGUACGAUACAUUUGGUAGAAUGGGCGUGGAUUCCAUCCGGCAGUUUGGAGACGUGUCGGUACCGUUGACCCCUGCCGCUAUUCGUAAGGCCAUGUUUUUUGCUGCGUUUUGGAUGUCGUUGUUGCUACUCACUGUAGUGCUCAUCAUCGUUCGCUUGGACUACAACAAAAGCUGGCCCUGGGCAGUGGUGUUCGUCCCUCUGUGGGUAGCACUUAUUCCGCUUUUUCUAAUUGGUGGAGUGUUACUAUUUUAUGGCACUACUCGGCGGGAGAUCGCCACUGUACUAUUAGGAACGGAGUUUUUAUUGUUUAUUGCCUCGGUUGUAAUGCUCGUCGUCGGACUAUCUGGCGCUCUCGCAUGGCAUCUAGCCUUGGCUCCGGGUGCAGGAUUAUACGUGCUGCAGAGUUUUUAUGUUUUGUCCUUCAUGUUCUCUUCUCAGUUUUGCAAUCGCUUUGACGAGGCUAUGGAUCCUGAGACGUCUAUAUGUUGGUCCCGGAUGUACUGGGGAUUUUUUUUGGUGACAGCGUUUGAAAAGGUGUGUGGCUUCAGUUUCGUCACUCUUGCCCUGCUACGUGCGACACAAAGCGGGGACAAGGUUGGGGGAAAAUUGCUCUCCUUCUGGUUGGUAUUCGCGCCUCUUAUUGUGUACUUUGGAUGCAUGGCGUUUGUUGCUUCUGUGAGAAGAUUUAUGGCAAAGUCGGAAGAGGAGCCUUCAGGUAUUCCUUACCGCCUGUGUCAGGCGUUAGCAGCUGCCAUGGGUUACGGCACCCCUCUUUUCAUGGUUUGCAUGCUAGCAGCGAAGUGUGAGGCUGAGCAGAACCACGUGUCAGGAGGCCUACACCCCUCCGCGGCUCUUGUGCUCUUUCCGCUGUUAUCUAUACUUGCAUUCGCUGUGUUGUUGCCGAGCUGCAUGUUUUGCUAUGUCGAACUUCUAUUUGGGGGUCUGUCCCGAGUGGAGACGACAGAGGAUGGUGAAAGCUCCACACUACAGGGCGACAACGUGUUUGGUCGCGCCAAUUUUAUGUACAACGCCAUGCCAAACUAUCAUACCAACGACGACGGGGGAGGAGGACAGGCGGCAGAGAGUCCCAGGAUGUGUCGCGACGCGAGGGCGACAGAUACAACGUACAUCAGAACAACGUACCAUGAAAUUUAA